CCCCCGGAGUACCCGGAUGAGGCAGCGGCAGGGCCGGCGGGCGAUGCUGCCGCCGUGACAGGGGAUGCGCCCCGAAGCAGAGGAAGUCGGGUGGCUUGCCUGGCAGCCCGCUCCCUUCGCAGUGGCUGUGCCACUUUGGAGGUGGCUUUGUCCCCGAGGGUGUUUGGUUCUCUGUCGUCCGUCCCCAGUCGCCGACAAGAAGCUGGGCUCUGCCUCCGUUCUCAUCAGAUACUUGGAGGAUCAGAUGCCUGGGGUCAUAUUGAUCAUGGACAGUGAAGAAAUCCCAACUUUUUCGAGUCCAAAGGAGGAAACUGCAUACUGGAAAGAGCUUUCCUUGAAGUACAAACAAAGCUUCCAGGAAGCUCGUGAAGAGCUGGCUGAGUUUCAGGAGGGCAGCAGAGAAUUAGAAGCUGAGUUGGAGGCACAGCUAGUGCAAGCUGAGCAGAGGAACAGAGAUUUGCAAGCAGAUAACCAAAGACUGAAGUAUGAAGUGGAAACAUUAAAGGAGAAGCUGGAGCACCAGUAUGCACAAAGUUACAAGCAAGUGUCGUUGUUAGAGGAUGACCUGAGCCAGACACGGGCCAUUAAAGAUCAGCUCCAUAAGUAUGUGAGGGAGCUGGAACAGGCCAACGAUGACCUGGAGCGUGCAAAGAGGGCAACAAUAGUUUCAUUGGAAGACUUUGAACAAAGACUGAACCAAGCUAUUGAAAGAAAUGCCUUUUUAGAAAGUGAACUGGAUGACAAGGAGUCGUUGCUAGUUUCUGUACAGAGAUUAAAGGAUGAAGCAAGAGACUUACGGCAAGAACUGGCCGUGCGGGAGAGGCAGCAGGAAGUGACCCGAAAGUCAGCUCCCAGUUCUCCCACUCUAGACUGUGAGAAGAUGGAUUCAGCUGUUCAGGCCUCUCUCUCCUUGCCAGCUACACCUGUUGGAAAAGGAUCAGAAAAUAGUUUUCCUUCCCCAAAAGCCAUACCAAAUGGAUUUGGUACCAGCCCCCUUACUCCUUCAGCUAGAAUAUCAGCACUCAACAUCGUGGGAGACCUGUUACGGAAAGUGGGGGCCUUAGAAUCCAAAUUAGCUGCUUGCAGGAAUUUUGCAAAGGACCAGGCAUCACGGAAAUCCUACAUUUCAGGGAAUGUUACCAGUGGCAUGAUGAACAGCAACGGCACAAAGUACCCUCAUCCGGGGCACACUUCUUUCUUUGACAAAGGGGCAGUAAACGGCUUUGAUCAAGGUCCCCCCGGCCUGGGAGCCUCUCGACCAUCCUCAGCGCCUGGAAUGCUCCCCCUGAGCGUAUGAGCCCGGGGGAGGUCGUGUUCGGACUUGCGGAUGCUUUUCUCAGCCCAGCACCAGAACUGCUCCCGCCUCCUCCCCACCCCGCCCCGCUGGAACACGACCCGCCCCGCGAUGCCGGAGGAGACCCCUGUGCUCCCGGCCCUUCGUGUCCCGUUAAUACAGAUUCUUUCCUCCCGUUGCUGUAGCAGACGUUCUGUGUCGUGGCCCCACGCCCUGUGCCGCACAGGCAGGAGUCCUGCUCGCCAGACCUCUCGGCCCCUUUGCCUUCUCUCUUCUCCAACAGGUUUGGCGUGACAGGCAGGUUGGCUGCUCCUCCCACAGGCUCCUCUUCUCCCGGCCCCUGCUCCUCAGGAGGGGGCUGCAAUCCCGUGAGAGGGGCCCUGGGAGGAGCUGUGCGGUGGCACUUGGGACGUUUGUACCAGGACUCGGGGCCAGGCAGGUGCCUGAGUUCCCGCAGUUCCCGCAGUUCGUGACUCCCCGCCCGGCAGGGAUGUGGCUGCAGCCGCUGGAGCGUGUCCCUCCUGCGGGGCUGGGAGGGGGAUGUGUCCCUGCAGCUCCUGGGGGGCAGGGCAGGGCACUGGGGUGACCAUCAGGGGCCUGGCACAGGGGGGUGGCAGCACCACCUGCCCUGGGCUGAGCUGGCAGGGCUGAGGCAGGGGGCAGGAAGGUGUUGAGGGGCUGCAGCAUCUCCCCCCGCCCGGGGAGGUGACCCAGCUUCCCUGCCCCACUGUCCCCAGCCUUCAGCAGCCCAGUUUCCACACCCCUCCACAACAGGAACUCCACCAGAGCUGAGAAAGCCACUAAUCCCAACUGGCUGCAAUGCCCAUGAAACCUCCUCCCCAGAGCCCAUCACCACCCCCCACCCAUGUUCUGAGCUGUGUAAUAUAGGCCUGGAUGUUCCAGUGUCACCCUCAGGCUCCUGUGACAAGCGUUGGGUGACCCUGCACCUUGGGGGGGCUUUCGAGCAACGUCCUUUGUGCAGUUUCUCUGUCUGUCUGUGCCUCAGAGUCAGUGGAUUUAUUUUUUUUUUUUUAAAUGAACCAACAAACCCAGGCAGGGUUUGAUCUGUGGGUUUAGGAAUCAUCAUUCCCAGUCUGCUCCAUCACCUUCAGUUGGCUCUGCAGGUCCAAGCUGGUUUAUUUACAAGCGCUGAGAAAAACCACUGGUCCCAGCAGCAGGGAGGUGGGAAACCCCCCCCUUCUGUUGGGGCUCCUCUGGUUCCUCCUUUCCUGUGCAUCCUCUGCUGCAUUUGACUGUUUACAUUUGUUUUCUUGUACAUAGGUUUGUAAACAUAAUAUCUUUGCCUAAGAUCUUUGUACAUAACUUGGGCUUUGUAGCUUUAUUUAUUCAGAAUCUCUAAGCAUGUUGCAGUAGGACCAUGUACCCAAACCCCCCUGGGGACACAGCUGUGGGUUCAAAACAAGACACACCAGAAACAAAUGCGACUCAUCUUCCAAAAAUAAAAACGUUCUUUUAAUGUGGAA
Molecule: messenger RNA, 2778 nt
Organism: Apus apus (common swift)
Lineage: Eukaryota; Metazoa; Chordata; Aves; Apodiformes; Apodidae
Gene: NDEL1
Product: nudE neurodevelopment protein 1 like 1
Exons: 10
Coding region: 65-1297 (410 amino acids)
Biological process (GO): mitotic centrosome separation; microtubule nucleation; establishment of mitotic spindle orientation
Cellular component (GO): kinetochore; kinesin complex; centrosome
Molecular function (GO): microtubule binding
Source: RefSeq, a predicted model, not a curated record